Trichosurus vulpecula (common brushtail) is the source of this 1326-nucleotide messenger RNA. RefSeq names its product interleukin enhancer-binding factor 2-like. The record is from RefSeq and is a predicted model, not a curated record. NCBI's taxonomy places the organism in Eukaryota, Metazoa, Chordata, Mammalia, Diprotodontia, Phalangeridae. The coding region runs from base 53 to 1225 and encodes 390 amino acids. The transcript has a single exon.
UCAGGGGAAGGGGCGGUUGGCGGGGCCUCCAUUGUUCAAGACUGUGGGAACCAUGAGGGGCGAUAGAGGCCGUGGUCGUGGAGGGCGCUUUGGCUCCAGGGGAGGACCAGGAGGAGGGUUCAGGCCAUUCGUGCCACAUAUCCCAUUUGAUUUCCAUGUGUGUGAAAUGGCCUUCCCUCGAGUCAAACCUGCACCUGAUGAAACCACUUUCAGUGAGGCAUUGCUAAAGAGGAAUCAGGACCUUGCUCCCAACUCUGCUGAACAGGCAUCCAUCCUUUCUCUGGUAACAAAAAUCAACAAUGUGAUUGACAACCUGAUUGUGGCUCCAGGAACCUUUGAGGUGCAAAUUGAAGAAGUCCGGCAAGUGGGAUCUUACAAGAAAGGGACAAUGACCACAGGUCAUAAUGUAGCUGAUCUGGUAGUGAUUCUGAAGAUCCUACCAACAUUGGAAGCUGUUGCAGCCUUGGGGAACAAAGUGGUGGAAAGUCUCCGAGCACAGGAUCCUGCAGAAGUUUUGACUAUGCUGACCAAUGAAACUGGCUUUGAGAUCAGCUCUGCUGAUGCCACAGUGAAGAUUCUCAUUACAACAGUGCCACCUAAUUUUCGGAAGCUGGACCCGGAACUACACUUGGACAUCAAGGUUCUGCAGAGUGCUUUGGCAGCCAUUUGGCAUGCUCGUUGGUUCGAAGAGAAUGCUUCUCAGUCUACAGUGAAAGUUCUCAUCCAUCUACUGAAGGACUUGAGGAUUCGGUUCCCUGGCUUUGAACCUCUCACACCUUGGAUCCUUGACCUUUUGGGCCACUAUGCUGUGAUGAACAACCCUACUAGGCAGCCCCUAGCCCUCAAUGUGGCUUACAGGCGAUGCCUUCAGAUUUUAGCUGCUGGGUUGUUUCUUCCUGGUUCAGUAGGAAUUACCGAUCCCUGUGAAAGUGGUAACUUCCAGGUACACACAGUCAUGACCCUGGAACAACAGAACAUGGUAUGCUAUACGGCUCAGACAUUGGUUCGGAUCCUGUCACAUGGAGGAUACAGGAAGAUCCUUGGCCAGGAGGGUGAUGCCAGUUAUCUUGCCUCAGAAAUGUCUACCUGGGAUGGGGUGAUAGUGACACCUUCUGAAAAGGCUUAUGAAAAGCCUCCAGAAAAGAAGGAAGGUGAGGAAGAAGAGGAGAAUGCAGAGGAGCCACCUCAAGGAGAAGAAGAAGAGAGCAUGGAGACCCAAGAGUGAUCCCUUCUGGUUCUUUCUUGGCUGCCAAAGGCAACAGGCAUCCAUUGUGGAGCCUGAGUGAUGGCAUGUGUGAAGGUGAGGGGAUCGUGGGAAGAGAAGCU